AUGUGGAAGGACUCCAGCAACGACGAUGCCAGGUCCGUGGCCUCCGGCAGCAGCAGCGGCGGCGGCUCCUCUCGCAGCGCCAGCCGCAGGAAGAGAACCAGCUUCUCCAAGGAGCACGUGGAGCUCCUGAGGGCCACCUUCGAGACCGACCCGUACCCCGGCAUCAGCCUCCGGGAGAGCCUGUCCCAGACCACCGGCCUGCCAGAGUCACGCAUCCAGGUGUGGUUUCAGAACCGAAGGGCUCGCACCCUGAAGUGCAAAGGGACCAAGAAGGCGCUGUGGCAGUCAGACAGCCCGCCUCACGGCGACAUCCACUCGCCCCCUGUUCCCGCCAACCUGGGGCCGCAGGUUGGACUCAUUCCCGCGAGGGCUCAGGGGCCCCCGCCGGCCUACCCCUCCCAGCUGAAGCAGGAGAUGGAGGAAGCCUGCUACCACCGACAGUGUCCUUCCACCUAUUCCACCGCCGCCGCGGAGGAGCCUGCACAGUACGGCUCCGUGUAUGAGCUUCAACAGGGGAGAUCGGUGGCCAGUCCGUCCCUGAGGGGCUACUGGCCCCAGUCGGGCAGCCAGAGCUCCCCCGUGCCCCCUCUGUGGUGCCACUCCCCCCUGGAGAUGAGAAACUACGGCUCCAGCUCCAACCCGGCGGACUUCAUGUAUCCGGGAUCAGCGGAGCAGCUGAUGUACAUGGCUUCCUCCGCCUCCACCCCAGACACCCCGGAUUCUGGAUACUGGGACGCCAGCCUGGAGAACAGCCCCCCGGCGGAGGGCCAGUACGCACAGCUGGAGGAUUCCUGGGGCGGGGUCGCUCUGGAGGACUGCGGGGAGUCGGCGCUGGUCCAGCAGGCCCCCUUACCGGAGCUGUCCCUGCAAGAGAUUCUGGGGGAGCUGGAUGAGGACUGGCUGGGGGGAAAAGGACUGGACGGCCACGCCGCCUUGGAGAAAACCCCUUUCUGCUGAUUCUGCAAUGAGGAUCAUCAAUGGACUUCAAAUCAGCUGUAAAAUUUUAGAUUUUGACAAUUUAUGCGUCGCCUCCAAAGACACGAAAUGUUCCACAUUUACUCACUCUGUCCUAAAUCCUACGUGGAUUUUA
Molecule: messenger RNA, 1090 nt
Organism: Mugil cephalus (flathead mullet)
Lineage: Eukaryota; Metazoa; Chordata; Actinopteri; Mugiliformes; Mugilidae
Gene: mxtx1
Product: mix-type homeobox gene 1
Exons: 3
Coding region: 1-957 (318 amino acids)
Molecular function (GO): DNA binding
Source: RefSeq, a predicted model, not a curated record